AUGUUCAAGGCACAGGUGCUGCGACGGAGCUUCUCUCUUUUCAACCGAGUGCCGACCUCGAGGAUAGUGCAAUCUGCCGCACGCCAUGGCCACGAAACUAUAACAAUACACCGUGUACGCAUCCAAAAACCCUUCUUCAGCAGACAGCGACUCGUCGGCGCAGUCGCCGUUACAGCAGCCACGUAUGGACUCGGACAGUACCUCGGCCUUGAAAUCGAGAUCGAGGAAGAAGAGAAAGAAGAAGCAAAACAAAAGCCAGGCCGCUGGAAAAAGCAGGUCCGCAAGGAAGACGGCAGCCUUGAAGAGGUCGACGACGAAGAGGCAAACGAGGAACAAGACGAAGAGGGCGACGAGGACGAGUACGACGAUGCAAUCUUGUUUCUUCCCACGGGGUUCUCGCGAAGGAAACCACACACCUUCUACAAAGGCUCAGACCCAGAGUGGCAGGAGUUCAAAAACAUCAUCAAAGACAAGAAGAGAGUAGAGCGGAUACGGCAGGAGCUGGUGGAUACGGUCCGCACCACGGUCAGUAAAUCAGCAUAUGCUGCAAGGAUCGGGCAAGUCGACCACAAGAAAGGUCGAGCCUGGAUAGAGUUCAAUUUCCCAAAUGGUCCACCAUCAGCAUACGAACGCCCUGGCUACGAGUUGACAGAAGAUCUGGAGUGGCGCAAAGCGACACGACCAGUCGAGCCAGUCCACCAUCACCGAUUGGCUAAACUCUUCUACCCGACCGCUGCCGCUGCCGCGUUGUACCAGGAUACAAAACGAAAAGCAAAGCGUUCAUGGAAUGAUUUUGCUGUGUACAUGGGCUUGGCAGAGAAGACCGAGCCUCAUGCACUUCAGCAGCUGGUGCAGCAAACAUCAAAUCCUCUGUCCCCUACAAGCCCUGGUGCACCUCCAGCAAACGCAACUUCCCCCACGCCGUUUGGGACUUCGCUACCUGCAGCCCCACAGCAGUCUGCAGCGCAAUCUUCUCCACCAGUAAUCAGCUCUGCCAAAGAUCCUGGCUUGACUCUGCCAGAUCCAAAAGCGCUCAUCCUUGACCUUGGAAAAUUUCGACAGGACUUUCAAAAGGUGCACAAAGGCGCCUUCCAAGCUCUACCACCUGGUGUUUUCGCAGUUCUUGCCCUGGUCGAAGUGUACGGAAGCAAAGCGCGCCUGACACUGAACGUGACCGGCGUAUAUGAUCCAAAGCAUGGGCGCUAUGUGGCACUUAAAUGCGACGCAUGGAACCUGUCGCCGCAUCGACAAGCGCCGAAAGGGGGCCCAUAG
Ascochyta rabiei is the source of this 1272-nucleotide messenger RNA. RefSeq lists its product as uncharacterized. The coding region runs from base 1 to 1272 and encodes 423 amino acids. NCBI's taxonomy places the organism in Eukaryota, Fungi, Ascomycota, Dothideomycetes, Pleosporales, Didymellaceae. The record is from RefSeq and is a predicted model, not a curated record. The transcript has a single exon.